This is a messenger RNA of Cannabis sativa, 1353 nucleotides long. RefSeq lists its product as uncharacterized. The record is from RefSeq and is a predicted model, not a curated record. Lineage: Eukaryota; Viridiplantae; Streptophyta; Magnoliopsida; Rosales; Cannabaceae. The coding region runs from base 1 to 1353 and encodes 450 amino acids. The transcript has a single exon.
AUGGCGUCUAGUAGUAGAACUAUGGAAGAUUUGGGACAUCAGUGGGCUGAUCUACAAGUGGAAGAUGAAAAUGAAGUGGGGCUUUUAUUUGAUCAGGAGGAGGUGUUGGUUGAUGAGUUUGAUGGGAGGUGGUGUUUAGUCGGGAAAUUACUAUCUGAUAGGCCGGCCGAUUUUGACUCUCUAAGGAAUGUAAUGGCAUCUUUGUGGCGACCCGGGAAAGGGAUGUAUGUCAAAGAGCUGGAGACUAAUCGGUUCUUGUUUCAGUUCUUCCACGAGGUGGAUAUUGGCAGAGUUUUGGAGGGAACGCCAUGGACAUUCAAUAAAAGUCUGCUGCUAGUUGAAAGGAUACAGGGAGGGGAGAAUCCUCGGACUAAAUCGUUAAAUAGCAUGGAAAUAUGGGUGCAAGUUUAUAACCUCGAAAUCGGUUUUCGAUCGGACCGUGUGUUACAAGGGGUGGGAGCGUACAUUGGCAAAUAUGUGUCCUCUUGUCCGAAAAACUUUGCUGGUAUUUGGAGAGACUAUUUCAGAGUUCGAGUGCAGAUCAAUGUAGAGAAACCAUUAAAACGGAGAAUGCGUAUCUAUAAAAACAAGACGGAGUGGUUCUGGGCUGACUUUAAGUACGAGCGGGUGCCAACGUUUUGCUUCAUUUGUGGUACAAUUGGACAUUCGGAAAAAUUCUGUCAUCGGUUGUUUGAUGAACCGAUCGAAACAAUUGCCAAACCUUAUGGGAUGUUUAUGAAAGCUCCAGACAGAAGGCAAGGAAAACAAAUCGGAGCUAGGUGGCUUAGAGAUAACAUGGGCCAGCCGAUGGGUUCUUUUGCCGGCCAGAGUUCAUCGGAGAAUCAUGGGGAAGGUGGAAUCAAUCAGAAUCGGCCAUUAAGGGAUAUUAUUAUGAUUGAUGGAGUAGAUAGUGGAGAGAAAUCAGGGGAUACGAAUGUGGAAAGAAUGCAGUUUAGAGUUGAAGGCAAACAAGGAGAAAAUCAAGGGAUUUCUUCUAAAGAGAUAAAUGAGGAAAGUAAUGAGAUAAUAGCACAAGUGGAUCUCUUUGCUACUGAUUUAAAGAGGCGCCGUAUAAAUGGGGAAGGUCAAAGUGAACAAUUAAUUGGGAAGGAGGUGGGACCAGAUCUGGUACUUGAAGAAAGUGAGAGGCCCAUCAAUGUGGAAAGUAGGCCUUUUGAAAAUGUCAUUAUUAAAAAUGGCAAAGAAACAGUGGUGGACCGUGGGCUUGCUUCUAGAAUUGAGGAGGGGCUUGUGCAAGUGGACUCUGAUGCAUGCAUGGAGAUAAAUAAUGGUAUUUUUCCAAAAAACGAUCUAUUGGCGGGUACUCAUUUUGGGUCCCGCCAGCCAUUAUGA